Molecule: messenger RNA, 3335 nt
Organism: Scomber japonicus (chub mackerel)
Lineage: Eukaryota; Metazoa; Chordata; Actinopteri; Scombriformes; Scombridae
Gene: csnk1db
Product: casein kinase 1, delta b
Exons: 10
Coding region: 372-1592 (406 amino acids)
Biological process (GO): peptidyl-serine phosphorylation; signal transduction; endocytosis
Cellular component (GO): cytoplasm; nucleus
Molecular function (GO): ATP binding; protein serine/threonine kinase activity
Source: RefSeq, a predicted model, not a curated record
UUCAAUGGUGGCGUGAAGCUGUGUACGAUUAGGAGAGAAGUGUAAAAUCUGUCUCAAUCCUUAUAUUUUUGGACAGCCAUGACACCUGAAAAGCGAGGAACAUAAACUACGCAUUUGACAUUAUUUGAUGAUAUUUAAAUUAUAGGUAUUCGUUACCCAGAAAGACACAAAAGGGAUGGUGAAAUUUGGAUCUAUACAGAAGGAACUGAAAUCUAAGAUUCUGGGGGAAGGGGGACCGUGAAUUGAGGGCAUCGUUAACCAGUAAAGGAACGUGGAAUAUCUGCUGAGGUAACGUUAAGAAAAGGCAAAACGCUCAACAAUCGGGAUAAGCAACGUUAUUAAGUUACAAACGAAGAAUUGAACUGACCGAAAUGGAACUGAGAGUGGGGAACCGAUACAGACUGGGCAGAAAAAUCGGAAGUGGUUCUUUCGGAGACAUUUAUUUGGGUACAGAUAUUUCAGUGGGAGAAGAGGUUGCCAUUAAGUUGGAAUGCGUGAAGACCAAACACCCCCAGCUCCACAUAGAGAGCAAGAUCUACAAGAUGAUGCAAGGAGGAGUGGGCAUUCCAACAAUAAAGUGGUGUGGAGCAGAAGGUGACUACAAUGUGAUGGUGAUGGAACUGCUUGGGCCCAGCCUGGAAGAUCUCUUCAACUUCUGCUCCCGCAAGUUCAGCCUCAAGACAGUCCUGCUACUGGCUGAUCAGAUGAUCAGUCGCAUUGAGUACAUUCACUCCAAGAACUUCAUACACAGAGAUGUGAAGCCUGAUAACUUCCUGAUGGGGCUGGGCAAAAAGGGCAACCUGGUCUACAUUAUUGACUUUGGCCUGGCUAAAAAAUAUCGUGAUGCCCGCACACACCAGCACAUCCCCUACCGCGAGAACAAGAACUUGACUGGCACUGCACGCUACGCCUCAAUCAACACACAUCUGGGGAUUGAACAGUCAAGACGUGAUGACCUGGAGUCUUUGGGCUAUGUUCUCAUGUAUUUCAAUCUGGGCUCGCUACCUUGGCAGGGCCUCAAGGCUGCCACCAAGAGGCAAAAGUAUGAACGGAUCAGUGAGAAGAAAAUGUCCACACCCAUUGAGGUGCUUUGCAAGGGGUACCCAUCUGAAUUUGCAACUUACCUAAAUUUUUGUCGCUCCCUGCGCUUUGAUGACAAACCUGACUACUCGUACCUACGGCAGCUUUUCAGGAACCUGUUCCACAGACAAGGCUUCUCCUAUGACUAUGUAUUUGACUGGAACAUGCUCAAGUUUGGAGCUAACCGUGCAGCAGAGGAAGCAGAGAGAGAGCGCCGUGACCGGGAGGACAGGCUGAGACAUGGCAGGAACCCAGGAGCUAGAGGAGUACCAGCUGCAUCAGGCCGACCACGGGGAGCCCAAGAUGGCGCCCCGCCCACCCCACUGACACCCACCUCACACACUGCUUCCCCUCGGCAAGCGUCUGGUAUGGAGCGUGAGCGAAAGGUCAGCAUGCGACUGCACCGUGGUGCUCCUGUCAAUGUUUCAUCCUCAGAUCUAACAGGACGCCAAGACACCUCCCGCAUGUCCACCUCACAGAAUAGCAUUCCCUACGAGCAUCAUGCCAAGUAGACGCUCGCCACGUCCUUGUGUGACGGCGGCAACACUGGAUGGUGUCGGGUAUACCGCCUACUGGUCUCCAUCCUUUAGCUCCUCGAUGAGCCCCCACAAUGCAACCUGGCGGACCAAGCCCUGUUCACUCAGAUGCGAUCAGACAUACUAACCACCACCAUUAUUAAUUACUACUUCAACAGUUGCCAUUGAAAUCCAGCUUCAGAUUCAAAUAGCUUUCUAACUGACUACUCUCAGUACUGUCACCUCCAUCAGAAUCUUGCGUACAUACACACACACUCUCUCUCACCCUCUCUCCCACACACAUACACACACACACUAUUUUUCACUCUCUCUUACUCUUUUCCCCUUUCUGUGUCCUGGUCUUCCCAUAACAUGUUAAAGUGUUGGACAUCAGGAUUGUUCUCUGUCCACUUUUUAAGGAGACAUUUGUACAUCCCACCUCACUGUUCCCAGUGUGAGAGAUACUGAAUGGAGAGUGUUUUUUCCAGGGCAAACAUGGCAACCCAGCAGUCUUUUCUUGGAACACUGCCUGACUGACACACCAGUUAAUGACACUGGUUUGUCCCUUCUCUGGAGAAAACCUCAUCAUUGAUGACACUAUCACUGUCUGCUAAUUCAUGCCUUAUCAGUAAAACUGCUUUUCUCCCUUUUUUGCAGCAAGAUGUAUGAAGCUGCCACUGAUGGCCCUCUCCAGUAAUUCUAUAGUCAUUUGUAUUCAAUAAAAAGAAACGACUUCUUUGCAUGUUUUUAGAGGUGAGUCCCCAGAGUCAGGUGUGGAGGCUUGACUGCUAGCUGAACCCAUGAAAAUACCAAAAAUAUGCUUUGGUAUCUCAGAUGCAGGAGGUUGUGAUUUCAUUGAUCAGUCAAACUGUUCUGUUGUUCACCUGUAGGCUCUGGUAUACUGUCCAAUGAGCCCUUUUCCCUUUUCUAGUGUUGUACAAAAGAAGUGCACUUUAUAUAGGGGCAAGGGUGUCAUCUGACAUAUUUCACUAGAUGACUAUUUACUGUGUACAGAUUAACAGUUUUCUUAAUUGUUUUAUUUUGAAGCUGUGAAAAAUCUAGAUGUGUAAAUGUUUUUUUGUUGUUGUUUUUUCCCAAUGACAUAGGGACGGGUCUGAACAUAACUUCUAAGCUUGGUACAGGAGCCUAGCUUGCAGGUUUAAUAAUCUUAGUUUAGUAAUCUCCCAUCAGACUGCCCCACUAAGAGCCAUGGAGUUAUUACAUGAAGGCAGUUUUGUGGUCAUAGAUUUAUUGAAUAAGGAUGACAUUAUGUAUAACACCUCGCAGUCAUAGCUACUGUGGUGGGUAUGAGAGGUUCAGUGAAUCAUCUAUCCGUGGUGUAAACUGCACAGCCAUGGGCACUGAGUAUGUGUUCUUUAUGAAGCUUCUUUAAUAUUUGAAAUUAUAUUUUGUUAAGAGGAAAGGUUUACAACCUCCAACAGCACUGUUUUGGGGUUGGAUUCAACUUGUACAUGUCUGAAACAUCUGGCUGCGAUGCUCUGCCAUGUCUAUCAGAAUGAAAUGGUCUGUUGUAAUUCAUUCUUUCUGCUGCUCAUUCUCCUACGUAGAUUGAUUUGAGUGAUUCUGACCUUAGGUCUCUUAAGUCAGCCAUCCUAAACCUAUUGAAUCAUGUAAGCAACCUAGUCAGCAAGAUUUACUUUUACUCACAUUUAUAUUUGCCACUGUAUUUGUGUACUUAAACUGUAAAUAAAUGAACUCCUUGUACUUUUUGUGCCAUGA